UAUUGACGAACAAAUCGCUCCUCCAUCCACGCGGAGAGUACUGUAUUCGUAGUGAGAAGUGAAGUGAAGAAAAAGCUCUCUAGAAAACUCUUGUCCCAGCACGCUUUCGGAAUCUUAAGACGAAAAAUGCAGCAGCCUCCUGCCUCACUGGAUUCCGAUCCUCAGCUCCCACAAAUUAAAAUCCAUCAUCCUUCAUCGCCUCGCCACCAGGCCGCUGCCACCCCCACUCCCACCGCCGGCGCCCGCCGCAAAAUUGGUGUCGCCGUUGACCUCUCCGAUGAGAGUGCGUAUGCUGUUCGCUGGGCUGUUCAGCAGUACAUCCGCCCCGGUGAUGCGGUGAUCCUCUUACACGUUAGCCCCACUUCUGUCCUCUUCGGUGCCGAUUGGGGCUCCAUCGAUCUUUCCAUCAAUACUGAUCCUAACACAGAGGAAGAUGCUGUCAACAAAGUUAACAACAAUGAGCCGUCCAAGAAGAAGCUUGAGAAUGAUUUUGAUGCUUUCACGGCGGCCAAGGCAGCCGAUCUUGCUAAGCCUCUUAGAGAUGCUCAGAUUCCCUUUAAGAUCCAUAUUGUGAAGGAUCACGACAUGAAGGAGCGUUUGUGCUUGGAGGUGGAGAGGCUGGGGCUGAAUGCGGUGAUCAUGGGAAGUCGAGGAUUCGGAGCUGCACGUCGAGGCAGCGACGGCAGGCUCGGCAGUGUCAGCGAUUAUUGUGUCCAUCAUUGUGUUUGUCCGGUGGUCGUGGUUCGGUAUCCAGAUGAAAAGGAAGAUGGAAUUGGCGGCGGCAGUGUUGAUAGUGCUGUAGUAGCCGUGAAGGAUGAAGAAGAGGGCGAGGCAGUAAUCAAGCCUGUGCGACCUGAACACACAAAAGAGGAUUAGCUGGAGUCACGUCAUGUCUUUACCUUGUUUCUGAAGAAUUUAUGUGCUCCAACAGUGACUGGCCGAAAUAGUAUGAGGAUAUAUUUUUUCUGUACGGAGAGUGCUCUGUAUUUCUCUCCGCUGUGUUGUACUUGGAGCAUUUCUUGCCUGUGAACUUUCGAUAGAUUAUUACGGAUGAUUUUGUUUGGCUUGAUGUGAUCUCGGUAAUUUUAAGCUGUUGGGAGAUUGAUUCAGAGCGGGAUAUCCUCUACGAUCUAGAUGUACAAAUUUUCUUGUGACUAUUUUUAAGGUUAUUAUUUCCUUUCUGUAUCUGGGAGAUCGGAUUGUCACGAUGAGCACCCAGAUGAAGGUAAUCUGAUUGCCCUAUGUUAAUAGAAGUUCUGGAAUGUUCAGAAAGUCAGCACGUCUGUCCGCUGUGGUGUUGAUUGCGAGAAUCUGAUGUUUGGCUAUCGUUGACGUGUAGAGAACAACAGAGACGGAAAACAGUUUUCAGCUUGCUCCCAAAGUUAUUUUGAAUGACUCGUGUAACUAACUGCGUUCUCAAUCUAAAAGCGCUCUAUUUACGGCUCUAU
Molecule: messenger RNA, 1448 nt
Organism: Neltuma alba
Lineage: Eukaryota; Viridiplantae; Streptophyta; Magnoliopsida; Fabales; Fabaceae
Product: universal stress protein PHOS34
Exons: 3
Coding region: 127-876 (249 amino acids)
Source: RefSeq, a predicted model, not a curated record